This is a messenger RNA of Pieris rapae (cabbage white), 1183 nucleotides long. Its product is annotated as ovochymase-2. Gene Ontology annotation, molecular function: serine-type endopeptidase activity. Bases 72 to 1064 code for a protein of 330 amino acids. NCBI's taxonomy places the organism in Eukaryota, Metazoa, Arthropoda, Insecta, Lepidoptera, Pieridae. The transcript is spliced from 9 exons. Gene Ontology annotation, biological process: proteolysis. The record is from RefSeq and is a predicted model, not a curated record.
UCGUGCGCAUCGCUUUGCCAGCCAGAAAUACCAGUUCUGUGGGAGAUGUGGUUCGAGUGAACCGUGUUAAGAUGAUAAUGGCGUUUUCCGAAAGUUUGACGUUUUUAUUUCUAAUAUCAGCUGUGGUGGCUCAAACUACUGCACGAAAGCCGAAUUUCAAUGUAAGGAAUACAAGAAGAGAGUGCACAUUGGCUGAUGGAAGAUCAGGAAUCUGUGUAGAUUAUUCAUAUUGUAAGAAGGAGGGAGAAAAAAUCGAGCGUGGAGGAAUAAUACAUAUCAGUGAAUUCAGAUCAGGCGGUUCCUGUAAGGCUGGCUUUAACUGGUGCUGUAUUGAAAGUAAUAUGACCAAACCCCCGGAAGUCAUGAAUAAGGAAGAAUGUUUUGCUCGCGAUGGCGAUUACUGCCCAUGGUGUGUUUCAUUGUAUAGAGGUGACGCAAAGAAUAAAAAUGCGGCCGAGCUUUUCUGCGCGGGAGUGCUAGUAGGAUCUAAAGUUGUUUUAACGACUGCUACUUGUCACAUUGUGUCUGUCUACCAAGAUAUUUGGGCAAAAAUACCAGGUUCGGCAGAACCAAGGAAUAUGUAUUCAGUUGCAUACAGAAAACAGCACGAAAAUUACAACUCAGGCACACAUGCGUACGACCUGGCAAUAUUUACAUUAGACGAGGAAGUGAAAUGGAACGACAAACGUAAAGUUGCCUGCUUAGCUCUGACGUCAUCCUUUAAGCCUGUCUGUAUCUCGUUUGGAUAUGACUCAAAAGAUAGAUUUGUUUCGACAAUAGUUGAAAUUACUAAAGGCAGUUGUAUACCGGGAGCUGGAGAAACCGUUGACGUCUCUUGUGGUAAAACUAUUGAUGAUGAACCAUGUUUCGUCGCUACUGGAGCCCCUGUGAUCUGUGAGGAGGAGCCUAAUAAAAUGACAGUGUACGGCAUCGCCAGAAGCCCCUGUAGAAAGUCUGCAGCUCAACUUGGCGCUAUUAAUUUAUCCUCACAGUGGCUUGCAGAUAACCUUAAGGGUUUUGGCCUUAGUGAAGAGAAUUAUUUGCUUAAAAAGUCAACCUAUUAACCAUUAACCAUACGGUGCUGUUGAAAUAAGAUGUUUUUAUGUAUCUUUUCUAUUUAUUUUAACUCCAAAAACAUACAAUUUUAUAAUAUAUUAAUAUAUAUAGGCUACUAAAUUAUAUA